Arachis stenosperma is the source of this 1424-nucleotide messenger RNA. RefSeq lists its product as uncharacterized. The coding region runs from base 269 to 943 and encodes 224 amino acids. The transcript has 5 exons. Lineage: Eukaryota; Viridiplantae; Streptophyta; Magnoliopsida; Fabales; Fabaceae. The record is from RefSeq and is a predicted model, not a curated record.
UCUUCUUCAACGCCACACGAUAACCCUCACCUCUCUCCUUUAUACAUAACAUGACAUACAUAACCACAUACUACUACUAUUUUUUUAAUCAUUUUAUUUUUAUUAUUAGUGUCUCUUCUUUUCUUUUCAUAUAUAUAAAUCUAUCCUUCCUUUUCUAUUCAUCUUUUCUUCCCCUUACCUCUUCUUUCUUCCUCUCUCACUCAUGCUCUCGCUCUCCCUUCCUUUUUCUCUUUAGUAUAUGACUUCUGCCAUCGUCAAACACUGAGUGAUGAUGAUGACGUUGAUGGCCAAGGACGAGUGGGUCACCACCGCCAUGACCGACGACACCCUUGUGGUCAACAUUCUCCUCCGCCUCAAGAACUCCCUCUCCGACGAGAACAACAGCAACUCUAAGCUUCUCCCCUUCACAUGGGGUCUCAGGCAGCCGCGUUCAUGCUCUAGGUCAAGGACAACUCCUCCUACGUCGCGCUGCUGCGACGCCGCGGCUUCAACCAGACGCAGCCCCACCACGCCUCUCUCUUGGAGCGGCACCGCCGACGGCUACGAAGACUCCACCCGCAACAACGUCGCCAGAUCCAAGGGUACAGCUACGACUACUGCCACAAGUGGAUACACGGUCAACUCAUCUAUCCCAACGAGCAAGUGCAGAAGAAAAAAGACCUUUGCAGAACUAAAAGAACAAGAGACCUCCCUACUCAAAGAGAGGACUUAUUUGAAAAAGGAGAUAGAACAUUUAAAUGCCAACUUUGAAGCCCAGAGAGCCCAAAAUGAGACCCUGAAGAGGAUCAAGCGUGAUAUGAGCUUAAAACAUCAGAAGAAUCCAAGUUCAAAAUCAGAUGAAGAGUGCUAUAAGCCUUCUUUGGGUGCCCUGGUUGAAACCAAAUCACACGCAGCUUCAUUCUUGAUUCCAGAUCUAAACAUGAUGCCCUGUGAUGACGAAUGAUGAGUUGAGAGUAGAGUUGGUUACAUUGCAGUGUCACCUUAACUGGAUCAAUGUACAGAUACAUGGAGAGAGCAUUUUGAAGCUCAAUCCAAUAGAAAUCUUAUGAAGAAAGAAACAAGUGAGAGCCAUAAAUUGGAAAAGUAUUUCGGUUAGUUAUGGACAUUAAGUGGUUCCUCCGAUUCCGAGAUUUCUUAAAAGGUGUGGGGAUUCUUUGGGUAGUGUAAAAUUGUACCAUUCUUUGUAGGUUACGUUGAAAAGCUCAUGGAAUUGGAUUCCUUUCAUUACAAGGAAAUCUCAUUUGACGUAUGGCCCAUUCUAUGUUGGAGUUUAGGGUAAUAUUAUGAUUGAUGCAUGCUGGUGCCAGAUUCGUCGACGAUUUUGGUGGACCCAACUUCAACGAAACUGCAUUUUGUAAUCGUUCAUCCAUCACAUUACCUUGGCAACAAAAUUUGAAAUUUCCACCACGCUAUCCAGUAUCCAC